Messenger RNA from Plasmodium fragile, 624 nucleotides. RefSeq lists its product as uncharacterized. Bases 1 to 624 code for a protein of 207 amino acids. NCBI's taxonomy places the organism in Eukaryota, Apicomplexa, Aconoidasida, Haemosporida, Plasmodiidae. The transcript has a single exon. The record is from RefSeq and is a predicted model, not a curated record. Gene Ontology annotation, molecular function: GTPase activity; GTP binding.
AUGAAUGAACACAGGUCAAGGGACUACGACUACCUGUACAAAAUAAUACUCAUUGGAGACAGUGGUGUGGGGAAGUCAUGUAUCCUAUUACGUUUUUCAGAUGAUCAUUUCACAGAAAGCUACAUAACCACCAUAGGAGUGGACUUUCGUUUUAGAAGAAUUAAAGUUGGUGACAAAAUGGUAAAACUACAAAUAUGGGAUACGGCUGGACAAGAGCGAUUCAGAACCAUCACGUCGGCCUAUUAUAGAGGAGCCGAUGGAAUAAUAAUUAUAUAUGACACGACUGAUCGCAACUCCUUCCUUCAUAUUAAAGAAUGGAUCAACGAAAUAAAUAAAUACACAACUGAGGAGACUUGUAAGUUACUGGUAGGAAAUAAAUCUGACUGCAAAGACGAAAUGGAAAUUUCUACCACCGAAGGAGAAAACAAAGCUAAGGAGUUGGGGAUUCCCUUCAUUGAAACCUCUGCUAAAGAUGCUACCAAUGUUGAGUUAGCCUUCACCAUGAUAACUGAGGAACUGAUUAAAAAGAAGAAGAAGAAAAGCGUGCCCUCGCUGGGCGCCUCGCAGUCCAAGGUGAAGUUGUCUUCGGAGGACCACGGCCCCGGCGCGCUCUGCUCCUGUUGA